Chaetomium fimeti is the source of this 2794-nucleotide messenger RNA. RefSeq lists its product as uncharacterized. Gene Ontology annotation, molecular function: threonine-tRNA ligase activity; ATP binding. The transcript has 14 exons. The coding region runs from base 272 to 2626 and encodes 784 amino acids. Gene Ontology annotation, biological process: threonyl-tRNA aminoacylation. Gene Ontology annotation, cellular component: cytoplasm. The record is from RefSeq and is a predicted model, not a curated record. Lineage: Eukaryota; Fungi; Ascomycota; Sordariomycetes; Sordariales; Chaetomiaceae.
CAAUGUAACGAUGUGGCCCGAGCUUUUAGCCCGGCUUGGCCGCUAUGACAUGCGCUGAUCCCUGGCCGGGUGUCCCUUAUCGAUCGCGGGGUAGUGCGCCGUUCCAUAACAAAUUUACCGUUCGGCUCGAACCCCUCCACAGCCCACAUUGCCUGGUACUUCUCCCGUCGUCUGAAGUGACUCACGGUCGGGUUUCAGGGGUUGCAAAAACCUGCAUUUCGAUUGCUUGCUACCGAAUUUCAACAAUCCGAGUCCGAUUCGCAAAGUCACAAUGGAGAAGGUCACCGAAGCCUUGCAAAAGGCCGCCAUUGGCGGCGGCGAGAAGAAGCCGAAAAAGGAGAAGAAGGGCGCGGCCGCGGCACCGGCCGCCGACACGGGUCCUCUCGAGAUGCAGCCAGCCCCGGGCUUUCUGCAAGAGCGUCUUGAUCUGUUCGAUCAAUUGUACAAGGAGCAGCAAGAAGAACUGGCCAAGAAGCCCCGCGAUGAGAUCCUGAUUACCAUGCCCGACGGCACCGUCAAGCCCGGCAAAGCGUACGAGACCACACCGGCCGAGAUCGCCAAGGGCAUCUCCAACAGCCUGUACAAACGUACUGUGGUCGCGAGGAUUGACGGGGAGCACCUAUGGGAUCUCGACCGCCCGAUUGAGAAGAGCUGCAAGCUGGAACUGCUCGACUUCAACGACGACCAGGGCAAAUUUGUCUUCUGGCAUUCCAGCGCCCAUAUCCUCGGCGAGGCCUGCGAGCGGAGGUUCGGUUGCUCGCUGUGCAUCGGUCCCCCGGUUGAUAAUGGAUUCUACUACGAGAUGGCUCUGCCAGGCGGCGCCGCCGUGCAGUCUACCGAUUGGGCACCCCUCGAGAGCAUCGUCACCAAGAUUGUGAAGGAGAAGCAGCCCUUCCAGAGACUGGAAAUGAGCAAGGAGAACCUGCUCAAGAUGUUCGCCUACAACCCCUACAAGGUUCACAUUAUCAAGGACAAGAUUGCGGACGGCACAAGAACCACCGUUUACAGAAACGGCCCCUUGAUCGAUUUGUGCCGUGGACCCCAUGUGCCUGAUACCAGCAGGAUUGAGGCCUUUGCUAUCAUGAAGAACUCCUCCUCGUACUUCCUUGGCGAUGCCAACAACGACUCCCUGCAGCGAAUCUACGGCGUGUCAUUUCCGGACAAAAAGCAGAUGGCUGCCCACAAGAAGUUCCUUGAGGAAGCUGCCAAGCGCGAUCAUCGUCUGAUCGGAAAACAGCAAGAACUCUUUUACUUCGAGGAGUCGUCACCAGGUUCUGCGAUGUGGCUGCCACACGGCAUGCGCAUCAACAACGCUAUCAUGGACUACAUCCGUGAGGAGUACUGGAAGCGGGACUAUGACGAGGUCAUGACCCCCAACAUGUUCAAUCUGUCCCUCUGGGAGCAAUCGGGUCACUUGGCUCACUACAAAGAGGACAUGUUCCUGCUUGAUAUGGAUAAGGAACAAUUUGGCCUCAAGCCGAUGAACUGCCCUGCCCAUGCAAUGAUGUUCCGUCACAGGGAACGGAGUCACAAGGAGCUACCACUGCGCCUUGCCGACUUUGGCGUCCUGCAUCGGAACGAGGCUAGCGGCGCGCUGAGCGGCCUCACAAGAGUGAGGCGGUUCCAGCAAGACGAUGCCCAUAUCUUCUGCCGCGAGGAUCAAAUCAAAGAGGAGGUCGCCGAUCUAUUCGACUUCAUGAGUUCUUUCUAUGGCAUGCUGGGUCUUAGCUUCAAGCUCAAGCUGUCCACGCGCCCAGACAAGUUCAUGGGCGAGAUUGCUACCUGGGACAGCGCCGAGUCCCGCCUCAAGGAAGCCCUUGAUGAGUUUGCUGCUGCGAAUGCCGGUGUCACUUGGGAUCUCAACCCUGGCGACGGCGCCUUUUAUGGGCCGAAGGUCGACAUCGCUGUUUUGGAUUGCCUCAACAGGCAAUGGCAAUGCGCCACCAUUCAGCUCGACUUCCAGCAACCUAUCAACUUCUCUCUCGAGUACCAGACUGCUGAGAGUGUGCAGAAGGACAAGAAGGACGCAGCAGCGCCCAAUGCGGCUCCGGCGCCGGCUCCUGCUCCGGCUCCUGCCCCAGCACCCGACGCCACCGCCGACGAGAAGAAGGAUGGCAAGGAGAAGAAGAAGCCUCUCCUCAUCAAGAAGCCGCUUGCACCUGGUUGCGCGCGACCCGUCAUGAUUCACCGCGCCAUGGCUGGCAGCAUCGAGCGUUUCACCGCUAUUCUGGCCGAGCAUUUCGCUGGCAAGUGGCCGUACUGGAUGUCUCCGCGGCAAGUCAUUGUCAUCCCCGUCGGCAUGGGCUUCCUAGGCUAUGCUAAGGAGGUGGCUGCACUUCUGAAGAAGGAGCGCUUCCACGUUGAUGUCGAUAGCAGCGGCAACACCCUCCAGAAGAAGAUCCGCAAUGGCCAGCUGGCUCAAUACAACUUCUGCUUCGUGGUUGGUGACGACGAGAUGCGCAACCGCAAGGUCAACAUCCGCUACCGCGAUGACACCUCGACACAGGCGAGAGACGUGCCCGUGGACCUGGAGGACGCGGUCGAGAAGCUGCGCAAGCUCAAGGCUGACCGCGGGAUGUACAACCCCUUCCCUCACAAGAAGGAGGACGAAGCGAAGAAGGCUUAGGUGUAAUCUAGCAUGGGGUAGUAGGGGGGAUUUUGUAAAAUGGCGCUUUGCACCGUCCGCAAUCCGCCUCGGACAUACACAAAUGUGCUGGUCAUUCUCCCGUUCACUUCGUUUACCACGUUCUUGGGAAGCAGCAUGCUCUGCAUCACACCUCAAUGGUGGAGUGAA